Echinops telfairi (small Madagascar hedgehog) is the source of this 939-nucleotide messenger RNA. It is a transcript of the gene TMEM182, whose product is annotated as transmembrane protein 182. The transcript has 5 exons. Bases 192 to 869 code for a protein of 225 amino acids. Lineage: Eukaryota; Metazoa; Chordata; Mammalia; Afrosoricida; Tenrecidae. Gene Ontology annotation, cellular component: membrane. The record is from RefSeq and is a predicted model, not a curated record.
AGGCGGGGGGUAAGUGAGAAGCCACCAAACAUGAGCUGGGAGAGGCUUCUGCAGCAGAUUCUGCCUACUCAAGAUCAUCCUUCUGUUUCUUUUUAAAAUUCGGUCGGUGAUUUUGAGAUCUUUCCGUCCACCAAUUUCUUACUUAGUGUUCUUUUUUUUUUUUUUUUUUAAAUUGGACGUGUGAAUUGAAAAUGAAACUAAAUAUUGCCAUCUUCUUUGGGGCCCUCUUCGGUGCUUUGGGAGUCUUUCUCUUUUUGGUGGCCUUUGGAUCAGAUUAUUGGCUUCUUGCAACUGAAGUGGGGAGAUGUUCCGGUGAACACAAUAUAGAGAAUGCGACUUUCCACCACGAAGGAUUUUUCUGGAGAUGUUGGUUUAAUGGGAUUGUGGUCGAGAAUGAUUCCCACAUCUGGAAGUUCUGGUAUACCAACCAGCCACAAUCCAAGAACUGCACACAUGCUUACCUGUCACCAUACCCCUUCAUGAGAGGCGAGCACAACUCAACCUCCUACGACUCCGCACUGAGUAAUAUUAUCACGUCCGCAUCAUCUUUGGAGUUUUACAACAGCUCCAAGAUUGACUGCCCCUCGAGUUACACUCAUCUUACACAAGUCAAGUACGCAUUUGCAGCUAGGAAUAACGCCCUAGAUGGCAUCCUGUUCUCCCUGGUGGUGGUGCUCUAUGUCAUCUGGGUCCAGGCUGUGGCAGACAUGGAAAGCUACACAGACAUGAAGCUGAAGAGCUGCUUGGAUUUUACCCCUUCUGUUCUGUAUGGCUGGUCAUUUUUUUUGGCCCCAGCUGGGAUAUUUUUUGCUUUGCUAGCUGGGUUGCUGUUUCUCGUUGUGGGUCACCAUAUUCAGACUCACCACUAAUGAAAUGAUCAUUACCAACAGCAUUGUCUUGAGAAAGUUUAAAACAGAACAGGCUUUUUCCUCCUCCUUC